AAAGCCUAUUAUUAACCAAGGUCUAGAGGAUUUGGGGAUAAAAGUGAGGUUUGGUUGCAGUGCUUGCAUCUCUAGUCAUGAACAACAAGGAAGAAGUGGGGGCUGUAUAAUGCAGCAUCAGGAAGGAACUGCUUAUGUAACUGGGACAGCAGAUGUAGCAGAAGGGGAGAGGAGGCAGAGGCUGGGGAUGGGAGCAGUGAGCUGUUGGCAGGGACAACACACCCAGGUGUCUGCUCCUCAUGAGCAGGGUGGUCACAUCCCAGGCCCCUGGUUCUGAGGCUGGAAGAGCCUCUGGUCAGGUCUGGGAGAACGGUGGGGACUGCGGGGGUGUCCAUGCCUGUGCUUGGAGCCAGCCCCACUACUUGUGAAGAAGCCUCUGUCGGAGUGGCCAGUGCCUCAGUUCAUCAACCUCUUUCUGCUGGAGUUUCCACCUAGGCCUCUUGGGCAUCAGCAGCUGAAGAUUUUAGGGCUUGUGGCUAAAGGCUCCUUGGGAACUGUCCUCAAGGUGCUAGAUUGUGGUCAGAAAGCAGUAUUUGCAGUGAAGGUGGUGCCCAAGGUAAAGGUCCUACAGAGGGACACCCUGAGGCAGUGCAAAGACGAGAUUAACAUCCAGCGACGGAUCAACCAUCCUUUUGUACACAGUCUGGGGGACAGCUGGCAGGGAAAACGGCACCUCUUCAUUAUGCGCAGCUACUGCAGUGCAGAUCUGCAGUCCCUGUGGUCCACUGUUGGCUGUUUUGCUGAGGCUUCCGUCCGCCUCUUUGCUGCUGAGCUGGUCCUGGUGCUGUGCUAUCUCCAUGACUUGGGCAUGAUCCAUCGAGAUGUGAAGAUGGAGAAUAUCCUUCUGGAUGAACGAGGCCACCUGAAACUGACAGACUUCGGUCUGUCCCGCCACCUGCCCCAGGGAGCUCAAGCCUAUACUAUCUGUGGCACUCUUCAGUACAUGGCCCCAGAGGUCCUGAGUGGAGGGCCUUACAACCAUGCUGAUGACUGGUGGUCCCUGGGUGUCUUGCUUUUUUCUCUAGCAACUGGAAAGUUCCCAGUGGCUGCAGAGAGAAAUCAUGUAGCCAUGUUGGCAAGUGUGACCCACUAUGACUCUGAGAUGCCAGCUUCUCUUAACCAGGGCCUUUCUCGCCUGCUUCAUGAGCUCUUAUGUCAGAAUCCUCUCCACCGUCUGCAUCAUUUGCAUCACUUCCAGGUCCACCCUUUCUUUCGGGGUGUGGCCUUUGACCCAGAGCUCCUACAGAAGCAGCCAGUGAACUUUGUCAUGGAGACACGAGCUACCCAGCCCAGUCCAUUGGAAUCCAUGCUCUUCAAGGACUUUGACUGUAACCUGGAGUCCUACCUGGGCCACCCUGGCCUUGCUUGAGCCACUCUACUGUAGGAAUCUGAGGAUCUCUUCCACUGCCAACCCAGUAUGACUACCUUGAUGAUGCAGUUUGUUAUUACUUUAUAGCCUGUUACCAUUGAAAGAAUGUAUCCUUAAUCCUUUUGGCUA
Manis pentadactyla (Chinese pangolin) is the source of this 1498-nucleotide messenger RNA. RefSeq names its product ribosomal protein S6 kinase related (gene RSKR). Gene Ontology annotation, biological process: protein phosphorylation. The record is from RefSeq and is a predicted model, not a curated record. The transcript has 12 exons. Lineage: Eukaryota; Metazoa; Chordata; Mammalia; Pholidota; Manidae. Gene Ontology annotation, molecular function: ATP binding; protein kinase activity.